Messenger RNA from Hevea brasiliensis (rubber tree), 826 nucleotides. RefSeq lists its product as uncharacterized. The transcript is spliced from 3 exons. Lineage: Eukaryota; Viridiplantae; Streptophyta; Magnoliopsida; Malpighiales; Euphorbiaceae. The coding region runs from base 385 to 690 and encodes 101 amino acids. The record is from RefSeq and is a predicted model, not a curated record.
AUACACCGAUUUUGGAUUCAGUUUUGACCAGGCUGGUCAGGGUUCAAAUUUGUGCCAUUCAGCCCGCAGUCAGGCCUAGCUAUAGCUGGACCUCAGUCCGGACCGGCCCAGCAGAUUGAGCCAUUUUCCAUCAGAAUCAUGAAAAGAAAAAAUAAAUAACGAACAAAAGUAAAUGUCCUUUUUCUUUGGAAGUUUUGCUCGUUUCGUUUUCACUUUCACACGUCUCAUUAAUAAAUGCACAGGACCUUGGCUUUGCCCAGCAUCGUUGAGCUCGCAACUUCUAUGCAAUUUCUUCUCUCUAUGAUACGCCUUCUACGGCUAACAAUGAAUAGGUAAAACAGAAAGAAAAGAGGGAAGAUCAAAACACAAUUGAAUUGGUAAAAAAUGACAGUAGGAAUCAUUUCUUUGAAUUUUUUUCUAACUAUAGUGUCUGUAGCGAUUCUACACCGAUUUGGGUCUCUAAACCCUGUGGUUGCAGUCUGUCAACUCAGUUUUGUUGAUGGGCACAAGCUUUUCAACUUCAGUUUAACGUCUCCUAUCCCGAAAUUCCCUCAUGGUGUCCUCAGCGAAGAUGGGUUUUACAAGGUGGCAGUGAACGAAUCUGUGCUUUGGUUUCAGCUAUGCAAUGGAAUGAUUUUUAAUCACGAUCCACCUAGAUGUGUUGAUGAUAUUGUUAGAAGUGUGAUGUGAACGCCACAUAACUAUUUAUUUUUACUUUUAUUGUUUUUUUUUUUUAUAAUAACCUUUUAGAUGCCAUUAUGCACUUAUUGCCAAUUACUUUUAGUUGAUUUGCCAUUGAAUUUAUCUUAUUUGACUCUGUGGACCA